Didymodactylos carnosus is the source of this 3021-nucleotide messenger RNA. NCBI's taxonomy places the organism in Eukaryota, Metazoa, Rotifera, Eurotatoria, Philodinida, Philodinidae. The record is from the annotation of a GenBank genome assembly.
AUGCGGCAGAUUUUUUUUCAAGAAAAAAUAAUUGUGCCGGAUAGUAAUCCACAAUUAGUGGCGGUCAUGUCCAGAAAUGUAUAUGGACAGGAACAAGAAGAACGCAAUCUCACAACACGUUUACCAUCACCCGUUCAGAAAUCGGAACAAAUGUUAAAGGACCGGUCAGAGACAAGUAUUUCAUCACCAUUUGCUGCUGCUACAAGCAUAUCUCAUCAUAUGGAGCUACGUGCUUAUAAAUGCCGUCUUAUUCAACAUGUAUCAGGUUAUAAAAUUGAUCGUAAAAUAGAAUUGAAAUUAUGUGAAGAUUAUUUUCCAGGAAAAAUGGCGAAUGAAAAUAGUUCGAUUUUUGAUGGUUCAGCAAAAAUGAAAAAAUCGAUUGAGCAGAUGAACUUGAUGGACGAUAGCAAAUUUAGCAAACUUUUAAAUCGAGUUGUUGAAAAAACUGGUAGCCGAAAUGAAACAAUAUUUUCAAUGGACGAAUUAUCAAAAUUAGAAAAUGUACUUGAACUAUCGAUCGAUGAUUUAAAAAAUUUAACGGAAACAAUCGAAUAUAUAUUUCUUCAAGCCGCAUAUUAUAUGGCAAAAUCCAAUGUACUCGAAGAUGAUUUAAAAAAACAAAAUUUAAAUGCUGCUAAAAUAAAAAUAUUUUCUGAUCAAUGGUCAAAGAGUGCAAAGGAUAUUGUUGAUCGGCUGAAAAAUGCAAGAGUUUCAAAACAUUUUCUAUCUGAUUUACGAUGGACAAUUGAUGUCGGCAUUUCUCAAAUGUCGAAAAGUAAAGUGAAAGAACCGCUUGCUGUUUAUGAAUUUCAGUUAAUGAAUGAAGAAACACAGAAAAUAGAUAAACUGCAAACAGAAUUCACAAAAGAAGAACUUUAUGCAUUUUUCGAAAAACAAUUGGGUACAUUUUCUCGUCUAUGGUAUUUGUAUGAUGCUAAAUGGCAAGAUCCAAAUAUCUCGGGUGAAACAAUUGCACGAAUAAUUCGAGGUGAACAUAAACCAAUUUAUUAUCCGACCGAGGAAGUGGGUGAUUGUGUUGUAGCAAUUAAUACUCGUCAUGUCUCAUUGAAAAAUGAUAGCUGGAGAACAGAAGCAUUUCAUCAUCGAAGAGAUUAUGCUAGAACAAAAUAUGAUAUCCCAUUAUUUAAACUACACGAAAUUGAUCCAACUAAAAUUGUACAUUUAUGUGUGAAAAAUUGUAUACCAAUGGAUGGUGCUCGCCGAUUUGAAAUGGCAAGACUAUUCACAUUUCCAGAUGCGGAUAUUCCUGUUAAUUUUAUGAGAAAUGUUUGUGAUCAAAUACGUGGUUCUCGUGUUAUACCACGUCGUUUAGAUGAGUUGAAAGCAGAUGAUAUCAAGAAUUUUCCCUAUCUAUUUAAAUGGCCAAAAGAAUUAGUGCUUGACGAUCUUGAUCGUGAUAAAUUUGUAAGAAUUGUGCCUCCAGAAGAACUACCAAAACAAGAAGUGAGAACAGGAUUGAAAGGGAGCAGAAAUCAUUAUUGGUUUUAUAUAAAAACUGCAGAGCAUGAAGAAGUAUUUUAUAUUUUAUCAGAACGGCUUUUUUCAGAUCAGCAUCUGAACUGGAACACGCUUGAUUACGAAGAUCUUGGUAUUCGACCAUUUCAAUGGGAUAAAGAUUUAGACGAUAAUAUAAAAACAACAACGUCCAUAUUCAAUAAUAAUGAAAAAGAAGAAUAUACUUAUGAUUUGACGAUUGGUUUAGCUGAAUUUUCAACAUUUAAAAAAAAUGAUGAAAAUAGUCCGUCCGAAGAUGAGGAAUGUGAACGAGAUCCUGAAACAGGUGAAAAAAUCUUCAUUGGUCAUUCAGAAGAUGUUGUGUCCGAUGAUGAAGGUCAUUCACCAACAAAUACUGCUAAGUGGAUCGAAGAUUAUUUAUUGAAUAUUGAAACGAAUUUCUCAUCAACAUCACAUCAAUUAUUGCCAACAUCAUCCAAGGAUAAUAAUCAAGAAGACGAAUUACCAUUUCCAUUAUUAUCGUCUAAUGAUAACAACGAUAUAAAGUGGUUCAGUGACCUAUUAAAUGAUCAAGAUAUUUACGAUCCUGAAUUGGUAUCUAAUUCUGCAACAACAAUGGAUUCCUAUAUGUUCGGUUUGCCAAAUAUGAUUCCAUUAUCACCAACGUCAUCAUUUCGCUUAACAAAUACUACAUAUAAUCCACAUCGUAUAACAACGACCACAAAUGAUCAUGAGCCAUUAGUGUACAACUAUGACAAUAAGAGAAUAAGUAUUAUGGAAUCUGUAGAUGAUGAUCAUUUAUUAACAAAUGAUUCACUUGAUCUAACGAAUUUAUCAUCAAUUGGUUCAGGAAUUUUAUCAGAACAACUUAAUAGUAUUGAUAAUAUGGAUUCGCCAAUGUUGUCAACAUCAGUAAAAAAUUCACAUUUAAGUUUAUCAAUAGAUUAUGAUACAGAAUUAUCAUCCAAUGACUAUACAAGACAAUUUCAUUCGUUAGAUCACGAUUCGACAACGAAUGAUAGUGAAAUGACAUUGGAUGAAAGUUCAAACGAUCAUCAACACAUUGAGACAAAAACCGAGCCAUUUGAUGAGAUUCCAGUACUCAGUACUCAAGAAUCAAUUGAUCGAAGAAUGUUACAUGUAUUUCGUACAUCGACUCGUUCAAAACGACAACGAGAUGAAGAAACAUUACGUCGAUAUAAUAUACAAAUGUCAUUAGAUGAAAUAACACAAUUAUCAACGGAAAAUUAUAACAAAAAAGUAACAGAAAUGAUAUUUACAAAUGAACAAUUACACAUUAUCAAAGAUAUUAGACGUCGUGGUAAAAAUAAAGUUGCUGCACAAAAUUGUCGAAAACGAAAAGCUGUCAAUGUUGAAUCAUUACUUGAAGAAGUUGAUGAAUUAAAACGUGUUAAAAUGUUACUUGAAGAAAAACGAAAAUCUUUAGAAGAACAAAUUACCUAUACAAAAAUUGAAUAUGAAAAUUUACAUAAAUUAUAUUUACCAAGUAAAAAAAUGCCACCAUUAGCUAUCUUAGUUAAAUAA